Seriola aureovittata is the source of this 1557-nucleotide messenger RNA. RefSeq lists its product as uncharacterized. The record is from RefSeq and is a predicted model, not a curated record. Bases 96 to 809 code for a protein of 237 amino acids. NCBI's taxonomy places the organism in Eukaryota, Metazoa, Chordata, Actinopteri, Carangiformes, Carangidae. The transcript is spliced from 6 exons.
CUGGGCAACAUCACUUCCUGGUUGAGUUCCCAUGCUUGUUCUGUGCUUAUCUAGUUGCUGCACGUUUCUUUCGGAGUCCAACAGUACAGAAUCUCAUGGCCAAAGAUAAAUCUUUGAAAUCAGGAUCAAGUCUUCCUAAGAGGAAAAAGUUGGGUUCAAAUGCUAGUGAGGUUCAUCCAGAAGAAAUGAUGGAUGCUGAAGUAAAAAAGAAAAGGAAAAAGAUGGAGGUAGAGGAUGCUCCAGUACAAAUUCCUCAAGACACAAUCACAGCAGAUGAUAAAAAACAGAAAAAGGACAAGAAACACAAAAAGAAACAAGUGACAGAGCCAACUAAGAUUUCAGAUCCACCCAGUCGCCCUGAGGGGACACAUGAGCCGGAGGGAGAGGAGGACUUGAGUCCCGAAGAGAGGCGGGUCCUUGAGAGGAAGAUGAAGAAAAUCCUGAAAAAGGAAGAGAAGAAGAGGCUGAAGGCAGAAGGAGAGACCUUACCGAAAACAGAAGCAUCUGGACCCACCGCACCUCAGCAGGCCUUAGAUUACCUCACCUGCUGGGCUGAGAGGCGCACAGAGUGGAAGUUCCAGAAGACCAGGCAGACGUGGUUACUGCAGCACAUGUUUGACUCUGAAAAGAUUCCAGAUGAGAAGUUCUCCGUGCUGCUCGAGUACCUGGAGGGGCUUCGCGGAGGGGCGAGGGACACUACAGUGCAGAAGGCCUUAGCCCUGGUUGAAGAGUCAGGACAAGCACCAGAGGACGUGGCUGUCCAGCAGAGGGCGCACAGAGCCAGAGAAGUUAUCCAGCUGCUUUCCUGACCUACCACUGCUACAGGAAGUUAUCACAUUCACCAGAAAAAGAGACUGAACUCUGUUGAUCAGUGGACUGAAUGAUUGGCCUGACCUCAGGCUCAGACUAAAACUGUUGCUUUAUACGUCUUAUUUUUGUAAUGGACCUCUGGGGAAAGGACAAAUUUUGGUUAAAUCACAAGUAUUGCUUUGUAAAUACGAAGUCCUUUUAAGUUCAUUUUUAAUAAGUUAUACUUAGGAUGUAUUAGUACCCUGGGGUACAGUAGUUGAUUGUUAUCACCCCAGAUGUUAAGAAUUAAGAUAAUGUCCAGUUUCACCAGUAUGGACAAAUGAGAGAUGUAACCCCCCCCCCCACAGAUAAAACAGAAAGCUGAGACCUCUGGAGUUACAAGUCUCAGGAAUGUUUGUAGUCAAGACAUGUUUGUGCUUGUUGAGACCCAUAAUCAGUGAAGUCCCUGAUGAGCAUAACUUUUCUUACCCACUCUAGGUAUAAUCACAAUGAGCAUGUUUUGUUUUGACAAAUCCAUUGUAACAAAAACCUUAUCCAGACCAGUAGUUCAUGUUCCACACAUGUGCAUUUGAGUUUUUUUUUUUUUUUUUUUUUACUUAUUUUUGUUAUAAAUGUAAAACCUUUUUCUUAAAUUAAAUCUUACACAUCAAGUAUGUGCUGUCAAUACAAUCAAAUUUUUCAUAAUAUCCAUGUAACCAAGCUGUGAUCAUGUUCACUAUUCACAUCUCCUCUAUUCCCAUAACAGAC